GGUAACAUGGCCGAGGAGACGCGCCUAGUUCGCGUUGAAGAGAGGCUAAAGAUCAAGAUCGGAGAAGUAAAAAAUCUGUUAAGUCGAGGCCAUGGAUCCCCUGGUACUAGAGAUGUGUACUGUGCACUUUCCCUCGAUCAAGAGGAGAUUUUUCGAACCACGACGAUGGAAAGGACUCUCAACCCAUUCUUCGGUGAAGAAUUCCAGUUCGAAGUACCUCGAAAAUUCCGCUACUUAGGUAUCUACGUAUACGACAGAGAUAGACAUAUAAAGCAAGACAAAAUUCUCGGAAAAGUUGCCAUAAAACGCGAAGACUUGGCAACUUACCACAAUAAGGAACAUUGGUUUCCCCUUCGUGCAGUGGACGCAGACUCUGAAGUUCAGGGUAAGGUCCACCUCGCACUUGGUCUCCAGCCUCAAGUCGGUAACUACCAAUCGAAACUCACAGUUCGAGUAAUAGAAUGCUCUGAAUUGACGAUUAAAAAUGGGGGCUGUGAUCCAUACGCAACAGUGACUGUUAAUUACAGCAAUGGAAAACAAAUCUCUAAACGAACAAAAAUCAAGAAGAAAACAGUCUCGCCAUACUUCGAUGAAACGUUCGUGUUUGAACCUGAAUUAACAGAGUCCAAAGACAAAGAUGUUUCUCAUUACUCAAUCGAUGGAGAAGUUGGAGAGGCGGUAAUUGGAUUAUGGCACACAUCAUCCGGUAUGGGAGAACCCCCAGCCUUUUUGGGAGAAGUUCGGGUAACUUUGAGAGGCCUUCAGAAACAACCAACUAGCACAACUACCGCAUGGUAUUUCCUUCAACCACGUGCAGCCCAACAUCGACCAAGUAAAAUUGCUAAUUCAGCUCCGCCUGGAACACUACCUUGUCUUGGAUCCCUCAGAUUGAAGAUUCAUUAUACAGCUGAUCAUGUUUUUCCAUCCGAAAUGUACGAUCGUCUGCGAAAUCUCUUACUCCAGAGUGUCACAAUUCAACCCAUAACUUCAUCAGCUGUUUACAUCCUCGGGGAAAUUGUUGCCAGUAAGAUGGAAGCUGCCCAACCUCUCGUAAGGGUUCUUGUUCAUCAUGGUCAAUUAGUCUCUGUGAUGAGGGCCUUGGCCAGUCACGAGAUAUCCAAACUGACUGACCCCACGACAAUCUUCCGUGGGAAUACUCUUGUAAGUAAAAUGAUGGACGAAGGAAUGAGGCUUGCUGGUUUGCAUUAUCUUCACAGUACCCUCAGACCAGCCAUGGAGCAAGUGUUCUUGGAAAAAAAACCGUGUGAAAUUGAUCCCACGAGGGUAAAGGAUGCUAAUACCAUUCAAACGAAUCUCAGUAAUUUGAAGGAAUACGUUGAGAGGGUCUUCACCGCCAUUACGACAUCAGGGGUACGAUGUCCACCGUUGAUGUGUGAAAUGUUCUGGUGCUUGAGAGAACUCGCUGCUACGCAUUUUCCGAAGAAUAAGGAAGUUAGAUACUCGGUCAUUAGUGGCUUUAUAUUUCUGAGGUUCUUCGCGCCUGCCAUUUUGGGACCUAGAUUGUUUGAUAUUACAGCAGAACCUAUAGAUUCUCAAACCAACAGAACACUCACUCUUAUUUCAAAAACAAUUCAAAGUUUAGGGAACUUGGUUAGUUGCAGAGGUGGUGCUAGUAGUGUUUGCAAAGAAGAGUACAUGGAGGGUGUUUACAGAGAAUUCUAUACGGAGAAGCACAUACAAGCGGUGAAACAGUUUCUAGAAUUGAUAUCAACUAGCAGCAAUAGUGGGAUGGCCAGACAUAGGCCUACAAUUCUCCAAGAGCAACCCGUCGUUCUGAAGGAAGGAGUUAUGAUAAAAAGAGCGCAGGGGAGGAAGCGAUUUGGACGCAAGAAUUUCAAGCAAAGAUACUUCAGACUGACUACACAAGAUCUGACUUACUCAAAAACAAAAGGAAAAGAACCGUUAUGUAGGAUAUCACUGGAAGAAAUUCUCGCCGUAGAGAGGCUACAUGAAGAUUCCUUCAAAAUGAAAAAUAUGUUUCAAAUAGUUCAACCCCAGCGUGCAUUGUACGUACAGGCUGGUAACUGCGUGGAGGAAAAGGAGUGGAUUGACAUACUGACCAAAAUCUGUCAUACAAAUAGCAAUAGAUUGGAAAAGUAUCAUCCAAGUGCUUACAUUAAUGGACAUUGGCUUUGCUGUCGAGCUGUGUCAGAAGUCGCUCCAGGUUGUAGUGAAGUGUCCCCGGGUCUAGAAGUGGGUUUGAGGAUGGUUUUAGAUCCAGACCGUGAUCUUCAACGCAUUCAUUCACUGAUCUUGGCCAACAUGCCUCGAUUGGAGACGUUGAUGAGCGCCUGCGAGUGUCAGGCAGUUUACGGUGCCAGUGAGAUGUGCGUUUUACCUGGUGGUGGGUCACCGAUCGAGGAUGUACCAUCAUGCUUCAAAACCCUAACUGCACUCCAAGAGGCUGCUUUUGCACUCCAACAUGAACACAGAGCUUAUUUCCGGCGAUUGGCACGCGAUACUAAAUAUGGGAGCAAACAAGCACCAAUUGGUGAUGACAACUACCUCCAUUUAGCAGCACGAGCGGGAUUCGAUAGUCAACUAAAUAGGCGUGCAUAUGAAACUGAUGGCCUCAAUCAACGUUGCAUUGACGCUGACCUCUAUGAUAAUGGUAGCGGUAGUAUUAUACGUAGAAAUGACGAUCGUAAGUACGAUGAUUUAUCAUCAAAUAGACGGUACGAGAAUGAUAACAAUACGUUAUCACGACAAUAUGAAAAUCAUCACUCAGAUACACUGAGGAGUAUUCAGAAUGAUCUCAAUAAGUUUGAUCGCAGCCUUAGCAAUACACUGGGAUCUGAUAAACACGAGAGAAAUGCCAAUGACAAUGUUGAAAAUCAAAGGAGAACGGAUAUUAGUAGCUUAUUAACGAGUGAAGGUAUCAGUUUGUCUGAUACAUUUAAUAGGAAAUUGAGUAGUUAUGAUAAUAAGAGAGAGUUUAGUGAGGAUACUAUUAAUAGGAGAAUUAAAGAUGACGUGUCUGAAAUAUCAUCAAGCUCGAUGAGCGGUCGUGGUAACCAUUGAGUUUCUAGUAUUCACUCGUUUCAUUUCAUCAGAAUAACAUCCACAUUUUCUAGGGAUUACUAAAAAUGCAACCAUAGGGAGAAUCGUCCAGUGAACGUGAAAAAAUGGUUGAUCCCCAGUAUUUGAGUAGUUCCAUACGUUUGAGUACGGGACGAUUCACCCUCUUACGUUGUCAUAAAAAGUAUCAAAGAUACCAAUUUAGUAGCAAAAAAGGAAACUGUGAUAAGUCAAUUCGGAUAUUUUUGUGGAAGCAGUUCAUAUACAUGUGUGCUAUGAUAGAGACCUCUAACAAGAUAUCAGUUUGAGCGCUGAAGGCCCUGUACUUGAGGGGCUGGCUAUUCAUCCAUCUCAAAAACAAAUGAUUUUAUUGGGGCUCGGUUAUAUAUGUGGAGAAGGCAAAUUUUUUUGCGACAUUCUAGCGGCUUUAUUAAUGAACUGAGCAAUAUGAUAUUUAACCAGAGAUGUACAUCACUUUGUUCGGUUGUGGCGAAAAUGAGUCUGAGAAUAAUGAAAAAAUAUCAAUAUUUUCAUCAUGAUUUGUCGGUUUUUUCGAUAGUAUAAAGAACUAAGAUGCAUUUCAAAUGCAGCCUGAUCAAACAAUGUACAUUUUUGUAAUACCUGCAUGCAAAAAUCACUUUCCGAGACGAUUGAGUUUACAUAAAGCGCUUCUUUUCCGCACGAGCUUGAACUUGACCACGUCAUGCAUAAAAACCCUUACUACCGCCUCGAACAGUGAACUCGGCAGGUAUCACAAAAAAUAGUCUGUGUUAAGCGUGCGGAUGAAAGGGUAUACUUUUAAGCACUUGUAACACAAUUUACUAUUCUAGUCAAAUAUCAUGUUGUGCGGGUGAAGCGAAAAGUACCCCCUUUUUCUUUAAUAUAGAUAUAUAUACCAACCUCUUCACAUAAAUCCGCCAAAUCUUUUUGUAGCGCUGAAAAAGCUUCCAACACAAACUGUCUCUUGAUAUUUUCCCACGUAAUUAGUCCUGAACGACAUACAGUAGAGUCUUUCAUUUUUUUACAUAAUUAUAUUUCCACUACGACAUAUGCCAUCCGCAUUGAAACGGCAUAAGCCGUAGUUGGAAACAACAAAAUAAGAGCAAACAGAGGUAUUCUCGGUGAAAAACCGGAGAGAUAAAGGACAUUGGAGUAUAGGAAAAUGGGAGGCUCUGUUAUAAUCUCAUAUUCCACAGUGUUGAAAAAAAUGACUUGUCGCGUUUUACUUCGGCACCAGUAAAUUCAUUUCUAUGUUUGGCUCCCCCCUAGAAAUCUCCCCUAGAAAUCUCAAUGUCCCUCCUAUUAGUUUGACAAUUAUCAGUUGAGAAAUGUCAACAUGUCUCAACUUUUUUCUAAAGAAUAAUUUCUUAUAACUUCUUGACUAAAUGUUUCACAAUAUGUAACAUUUUUAUUUUUUUCAUGGCAAUUGAAUAUUCUCAUUUUUAUUUAUUUAUUUAUUAUCAAGUAUCGAAAUUGAAUGCAUCAGUAGUCCACGUAUGUAUGUUACAAGGCUGUACAAGGUCGUAAUCUCAUUUUUUUAUACAACAUUCAGUUAAGGAAUCAUAAACUGUAUGAAACCUUAUGAAGCCCUCUCGAAAAGACAUAAUUUUACAUAUUCUUUGUUACGCUAUUGGCAAUCAUAAUCGCGCAGAUGAAUCCAAGAAACAAAAUUCAAAACAAACUGAAUUCCAACUGAAAAUUUUAAGCAGAGGACACUGUGAAAUUUAGAAUUCGGCGGGCAUUUGUAGAGACGAUUGCUAAAACCAACCGCCGAGUUUUUAGAUUUGUAAACCAUAAAGACGUAUCAAAAAGUACAAAAAUGUCAAAGCACCUUAAUUUUCAACGUAUUUUUAAACUUAAAAUUGAGUGAAAUAUAAAUGAACUAUAUGCACAAGGAUAGAUUUUUUUAAAUAUUACAUCUUUCUAUGUAUUCAUACUCUACUUGUUAAUAGUAACCCCCAAUUCACUUAUGUGAAUUGAGAUAUGGCGAAAAUUCAUGCAUACUAUACUAUCUCAAUGAAGUACAAUUUUUUUAGACGUUAUUACACUUUCAUACAAAAAAUCAACAUUUCUCGAACUUCAUUUUCGGAUUUCUCCAUACACUAAAAAUUAACCAUAGAUUGGUCACCCUAUAAGGGAAACCCCGCCACGCAUCGUUUUUCUUUAAUUACAAUUGACUGGCUAACCGAAAAAAUUCAAAAAAAUUUGUCUAAGUCAAUUGAA
Diachasma alloeum is the source of this 5262-nucleotide messenger RNA. RefSeq names its product GTPase-activating protein (gene RasGAP1). Lineage: Eukaryota; Metazoa; Arthropoda; Insecta; Hymenoptera; Braconidae. The record is from RefSeq and is a predicted model, not a curated record. The coding region runs from base 7 to 3042 and encodes 1011 amino acids. The transcript is spliced from 9 exons. Gene Ontology annotation, biological process: intracellular signal transduction; regulation of GTPase activity.